GCUCAAAACGGCACAUUUGAAAAUUCACUUGAAAUUUUAGGCAUGAAGUGGCCCAAUGAAAUGGAAUAUCGACGAGGCAGGCUGAGCUUGCAGCUACGAAUUUGGUUGUGUUUUGCACAGCUGCGGAUGAUGUGGCAUAAAAACCUGCUCGACGUGCAUUGACCACACUGUUCCCGACAAACAACUUUUUUUGCCGACAAAACGCACUACUUCCCGUUACGUAGGUCACGUAUGUGGGACCUCAUUUCGACCAACAGUGAUAAGUUUGUGUCGCGGGAACUGCAGGAGGAGCUGCAUAUUAUGCACUUAUGUCUGUUGGUUACAAGAUUUUCCUGCUUGCAAAUUUUCAGUCUCAAGGGGAGUAUUAAGGGGCUGCGUCGUCUUUGUGGUGCCCUUUUUGCAGUAUUCGUUUGUUCGAGAGAUAGCUCUGCUACAAGCCAGCGAGGACUGCUUCUGUGUCAAGAGUGCAUUGUGAACAAUAUCUUAUGCUAUGCCUCUCGUCGCACCCGAGGCUGAGCAUGAGAAAGAAAUCCUUCGACUACAGUCCUUCUUGCAGCGCGAGCUUGAAAGCGCGGAGCAGGGCAUUGAAGUGCGUGUGCAGGAGAUCAACAAAAGGAUUCAAGAAGCCCGAAAUGAGGUGCGCGACCAUUGCGAUCGCGUCGAAACGGCUCUGGAAAAGAGACGGUAUAAUACUUUCAUUUUGAUGCGCUUUUGCGUUUAUUUUUUGUCACGAGAAACCAAACGACUUCUUUCAGCGCAUGCUGCGAGCGCCAACACUGAUGAAGAUGCGUGGAUGAAAUUUCACAAGACGACUUUUGAAUGAAAAUAAAAUGGGAAAAAAAAACCAGGUACUUGCUACUUCAGGAGGUCGACCGCCUGGAGCUCUCCCGCGUCCGGUUGCUUGAGAAGCAGCAGAAACAGUUGCGAAAAAUCCGGCGUUGCAUCGAGGAGGAGCCGGGUGAGGUAUCACAGUGCACAACUCCCCCUCCCCCUCAUUUGUCAUGCAGAGUGUCAAAUCCAGUUGCUACCCUGUGGAACUAUCUGCAUCACAAAUUUUGGGAGUCUAAACAGUACAACACUCAGGGUAUGAACUUGUCAUGCAUAGCAUCCACCUGUGUUGGUGUUUGUAUUGCUGUCCAUGCAUGUACAAAUGAGGAGGAGGGGGGUUUGUGCACUGUCAUAUGAGGAUGAAAAGAUCGAGAAGUACCUCCGGGGAUUCGACCUCAGUUCGGCGCGCACAAAGUCCUCUUCCGCUGAAAGAGAACAAGCUGGGGGUUCGUCUUCCAGCACUUCUUCUGCUAAGGGCACCAGUAAACACUGGCUCGACGCGUUUCGGAGCUGGGUCUACUACGCUCUUCCAUCGUCCAGCAGGCCCAGUGCCAGCGACGCGAGCGAGUUACAUCAGGCGGCUACACGUACUUCCUCCUGGGCGAGUUACAUGAACCUUUUUCCUCCUUACUCGACAGCACGCACCGACGCAGGCGCGGCAAGCAAAGGUGACCUCCUCGACGGCCUGUUCCCCGUGGCGCUGCCAGAAAGCGCGAGCGCAGAGCAGCAGAAGCGGUACCAGCUGCUGUUGGACUUGAAGAGUCGCGUGAUCACUGAGCCCGUGGCGGAUACGGAAAUCUUCCUCGAUCUGAGGGAGCCACAACUGGUGCCGCUCCUCGAGCGGUUGGGCGCAGUGUCCUCCUUUCCCAUCACCUACCAGCCGCCAUUUCUGAUUCCUGGUGUGGGAGCAGAGCUGCUCCCUGAGUACACCGCGAAGACGCGCAGCGGCGCCACAAAGCUUACCAAGGAGGACUCCGAAAUCGUGCGGCCCGCGCUGCCGAAACAAGCGAAACAGGUACUGACAUUGUCGGCCGGCUGUCUCGCGGGUAUCACCAGCGCAACCGCCACGCACUGGCUCGACGUGGCGAAAGUACUGCGGCAGGUGGGUGCGCGCGCCCCGAACACGUUGUCCACCUACGUCUUGGGCCUCCCCAUGGGCGCGAUCGCGCAGGGCCAGCGAUUCGGGCUCACUUUGCUGAUCGACCAGAACAUCCAGCGGGAAGUUAAAAAGCGCACGGAUAGCCAGGUCUUGAAAUUCGCCGGCAGCAUGGUGGCAGCAGGUACUUACUUAUUGACUCCGUUCUUGUUUCGCAGCCCAGUGACUCUCCGGCUUGAAGGUCAGCACAAUGAAUUACUAUUUUUCGUGCCGAUAAGACAACGUGAAUGUAUCAUGCACCCAAAUUAUCAAUUUGCUUUGCAGGCACGGGUGAGUUUCUCGCGAUGCCUCCAGUGGUGGUGAAGAAUUUUCAAAUUGCGCACCAAGAACGGUCAUUCAUCGCGGCCAGUAAGCACUUGUACCGGCUUGACGGCAUGCGCGCCUUCUUCAAGGGGGUGUUUGCCGGCGUAGUACGCAAAAGUCUCGCGAACGCUAUCGUUCUGCAGAGUAUCGGCCCCACCAAGUUUCUUCUCGCGCCAAUGUUCGCCACGACUAGCAGCGGCCCCGCGACGGCAGUGGCGAAGAACAAGGACAUGGCCGCUGGUGGAGGCACUUCUUCAUCUACUACCACGACUAGCGCGGGCGCAGCGGGGGCCUCGCCAGCGCAACAGCCCGGCGCACCGAGCACUAGUAGCUCUUCCUUGUUACAAAAGAUGGGGAUUGGGUUCAUGGCCGGUUCUAUCACCGGGUCCAUUGCGGAAGUGGCCACCAACUACCCGGAUCGCGUGAAGACACUAAUGCACACCAAGCCCCGCAUCUCCCUUUACAACGCCGCGCUCGAGGCAGCGCGGGACCCGUUCCGCGGAGCGCUGUGGGCCGGUCUUCGGAAGGGCAUGAUUCGUGGCAUCAACUGGGGCACGGUUGGGGUGUGGACCGCGGUGCUCGAAGACUGCUACUGGCGAUAUUACAACCGGUCUGAAUCCUUCUAGCCGGCCAAUCGGGGUAGGAGGCAGUUGUACUACUUGAAAAGGCUUGUGGCUCGUCAGAUUUGCAUUCUUUUCGCAUGAUAGAAACUACAAGCUACGCAGCGUGAUGAACAUUGCAAUGUGGUCGGUAUUAAGAGUAGAACCAAUGUCCGUGCUGCGCAGUUUUCGAGACCGCACCACGAAAAAUCUUCACCCUUUAUCUCGAG
Amoebophrya sp. A120 is the source of this 3116-nucleotide messenger RNA. The record is from the annotation of a GenBank genome assembly. Lineage: Eukaryota; Dinophyceae; Syndiniales; Amoebophryaceae.